ACAACAGUGGAGGGUUCGAGAAACAACCGUGUUUGCCGGGUGCACCGCGGCGGAGGUGGGGAGGUUCCAGCUGGGAACAUCCACCCCGCUGCGGGACCCGUGGGACCCCUGAGUCAGACGGUGCGUCUUGGUCACGCUUCAUAUCGGCUGGCCUGGGAAGGAAGAGACACGCAGAGUGGGGGAAGUCCCCCACCCCAACGCAGCACACCCUCCUGGCCAUCAGAGUCGAACCCGCAGUUCGGAGGAACCGACCGCCAGAGCACCGGCACUAGGCCGGGCCGGUGGGUCGCGUUUGCCAUUCGAUCAUGUUGUGUCUCUGUUACCAGGAUCCUUUACCCAGGCGGAGGUGUCAGCAUUAUUUCAUCCGGUUAUGAAAGAGCUGCAAAAAUCUUUUAUGAGCUUGCUAUUGAGGCAAACAGCCGAGGCGACUACUUUCCUGUGUGGGGCACCUGUCUUGGAUUUGAGCAACUGAUGUAUUUGACAAGUGAAAAAACAAUACUGUCGCCAACGAAUACAAGCGGUGUGGCAUUGCCUCUGAACUUCACUAAUGAAAUCAAAGACAGUAGGAUGUUUAAAGACUUCCCAUCUGAACUCAUUGAAGAUCUGGCCACUGAGGCUCUGACAGAAAACUAUCACAAGUGGAGUUUGGCAGUGUUGACUCAUAACUCAAAUGAGGAGCUGAACAUGUUUUACAAAGUUCUAUCCACAAAUACGGAUGGAAAAGUGGAGUUUGUAUCAACUGUAGAAGCAUACGAUUACCCAAUUUAUGGGACACAGUGGCAUCCAGAGAAAAAUGCAUUUGAAUGGAAAAUGCCUAAUAUUCCACACUCUCCAUCAGCAAUCAAGACCACCUUCUACCUGGCACAAUUCUUUGUCAGUGAAGCCAGGAAGAACUUGCACAAAUUUGAAUCUGAGGACGAAGAGAGCAAAGCGUUGAUAUACAACUACAAUCCUGUUUUCACUGGGCCCAAAAUUGACUUCGAGCAAAUCUAUUUUUUCUGAUUUUUUACUCUCGAUAUAUAACAUUGCAAUAUAUUUAUGCUAAUGGCUGGUAGGAUCAUGCUUUGUGGAUGCUGUAGCUGGUUGUGCAGAUGAGUAAUUAAAUGACAGACAUUACAAAAAGGGGCCUUUUUAUAUAAUCUUUUAAUAACUUUAUGACGUUUACUUUCUAUUUUUUGGUAAGAUGUACUAUUAUCUCCAAAUUAUGUUGUAAUUUACUCCUUUUACGCUACCAGUCUGACAGAAAGACAGCUACCUACCUAAUCGCAUUAAUUAAACUGCUGAAAAGAGAGUAAAUGCUGGACUCACAUUUGACGAAUCACUGGAAACAUGCCUUCAAAUUAAUGUUGAUGUUGCUGUCUGUCUGCUACACCUAUAAAUAGGAAAUUGUUGGAAACAUUU
This is a messenger RNA of Notothenia coriiceps (black rockcod), 1401 nucleotides long. Its product is annotated as gamma-glutamyl hydrolase-like. NCBI's taxonomy places the organism in Eukaryota, Metazoa, Chordata, Actinopteri, Perciformes, Nototheniidae. The record is from RefSeq and is a predicted model, not a curated record. Gene Ontology annotation, molecular function: gamma-glutamyl-peptidase activity. The transcript has 7 exons. Gene Ontology annotation, biological process: tetrahydrofolylpolyglutamate metabolic process. The annotation marks the transcript as partial. Gene Ontology annotation, cellular component: vacuole.